UCGCAGUGCUGACAGCGAGUGAUUUAGAGGAGAAGUACAGCCCUCUGCCCUUUUAAGUCUGUUAAGUGACUCUUCAGGUGUGCAUGCAGAAAACCUGUGCUCAGGAAAGAACAGAAUAUUUAUAUCUAGAAAAAGUUUUAAAAAGAUCUUGUGACUUAGCAUCUGCAUUUAGGUCUUUAUUGUCCCAAAGCUGUGUGUGUGAGAUUGUAACAGAAUGGGUGUGUGUUGCGGGGAGAGAGAGGGAGAAAAGAGAAAGAGAGAGAUAAAUAGAAACAGAGAGGGAGAGAGACAGAGACAGUGGGAGAGAGAGAGGGAGAGGGAACAGCGCAAAGGAAGAUUCCUUCAGGAAAACAUCCUAGGGAGCCAGAGGGCUCAGGGCAGCUCAGCUCCGGCAGGCUUUCUAGGCCCCACCUCCCUUCCCUCUCAUCAUAACUUGUGAUCUGAGAGGCAUGAAAGAAUCUGAGCCCUUCCCCCAGCCUCACCCUCUCCCUGGGCUGCUCAGCCAGGCUCCAAGUCAAAACCAGCUCACAAGUCGGAGGGGCCACGCAGGAGGUGGCCGGCUGCAGGCAGGUUCCUCACCCAGUGGCCAUGGGCGGCAACAGUGGACAGCCAGGCACGCACACCUACAGAUCCCUCGCCGAGGACGGCCCCUUGGCCGCGGGGGAGCCGCCCAGGAGACCCACAGGCCGGCUCAUCAUGCACAGCAUGGCCAUGUUCGGCCGGGAGUUCUGCUACGCCGUGGAGGCGGCCUACGUGACCCCCGUGCUGCUCAGCGUGGGCCUGCCCAAGAGCCUGUACAGCGUGGUGUGGCUCCUCAGCCCCAUCCUGGGCUUCCUGCUGCAGCCCGUGGUGGGGUCGGCCAGUGACUACUGCCGGGCUGGGUGGGGCCGCCGCAGACCCUACAUCCUGGCCCUGGGCGUCAUGAUGCUCCUGGGCAUGGCUCUGUACCUCAACGGGGACACCGUGGUGUCAGCGCUGAUAGCUGACCCACGGAGGAAGCUGAUCUGGGCCAUCACCAUCACCAUGAUGGGUGUGGUUCUCUUUGACUUUGCUGCGGACUUCAUUGACGGGCCCAUCAAAGCCUACUUGUUUGAUGUCUGCUCUCACCAGGACAAGGAGAGGGGCCUCCACUACCACGCCCUCUUCACAGGUUUUGGAGGUGCCCUAGGCUACCUGUUGGGUGCCAUCGACUGGGCCCACCUGAAACUGGGAAGAGUGCUAGGUACGGAGUUCCAGGUCAUGUUCUUCUUCUCCGCCUUGGUCCUCACUCUGUGUUUCAUCAUUCAUCUGUGCAGCAUCCCUGAAGCCCCACUUAGAGACACUGCAAAGGACAGUCUCCUGCAGCAAGCCCCCCAGGACCCGCCAUUGUCAUCAGACAAAACGUAUGAGUAUGGGUCUAUCGAGAAGGUUAAAAACGGUUACGUACACUCAGAGCUGACGGUGCAGGGAGAAAAAACCAAAAAUCCUGCUAAACAGAUUCAGAGGACAAUGACCAUGAAGUCACUGCUGAGGGCACUGGUGAACAUGCCUUCCCACUACCGCUGCCUUUGCAUCAGCCACCUCAUUGGAUGGACCGCCUUCCUGUCCAACAUGCUGUUUUUCACAGAUUUCAUGGGCCGGAUCGUGUACCAUGGGAAUCCCUAUAGUGCACACAACUCCACCGAGUUUCUCAUCUACGAAAGAGGGGUUGAGGUCGGAUGUUGGGGCUUGUGCAUCAACGCAGUGUUUUCCUCACUCUAUUCUUACUUCCAGAAAGCUCUGGUGUCCUACAUUGGAUUAAAGGGUCUUUACUUCAUGGGGUACCUGCUGUUCGGCCUGGGGACAGGAUUUAUCGGGCUCUUCCCGAAUGUCUACUCCACCCUGGCACUGUGCGCCUCGUUUGGCGUGAUGUCCAGCACCCUGUACACCGUGCCCUUCAACCUCAUGGCCGAGUACCACCGCGAGGAGCAGGAGGAGCAGAAGCAGAAGGCCCGGGCCGGGGCCCCGGACAGCGACGGCCGCGGGCAGGGCCUGGACUGCGCCACCCUCACCUGCAUGGUCCAGCUGGCCCAGAUCCUGGUCGGAGGGGGCCUGGGCUUCCUGGUCAACAUGGCCGGGAGCGUGGUCGUCGUGGUGAUCUCGGCCUCGCUGGUGGCGCUGAUGGGCUGUUGCUUUGUGGCUCUCUUUGUGAGAUACGUGCAGUAGGUCAAUAAAGAGACGCUGUCCCCCACCUCAGGCGCAGGGGCGCGCCCGGCAGGAAAUCAGUCUCUCCUUGGGCUCCGCAGCCCUGGGGUCUGCCUGCUGCCAGCUGGGGCUGUGACUGCGGCUGCAGCGAUGUGCCCGCCCACUCUCACCCAGCUCCCCCCACAGCUGUCCCCACAUUGCAGGCACCACUUGUCCCGGGAGAGACUGAACUACCUCUCCAUCAGGUGAGGCACCCACACGCCCCUUUCUCGCUGUGUCUCAGGGCAGGGUGGAGAGGUGGGCUGUUUUCCAUGGGGCCUCUCAGGUCUUGAGGAAACCUGAGAAGCAGAUGAAUUCACACAUGACUCCUGGAUUUAU
Molecule: messenger RNA, 2541 nt
Organism: Myotis davidii
Lineage: Eukaryota; Metazoa; Chordata; Mammalia; Chiroptera; Vespertilionidae
Gene: SLC45A2
Product: solute carrier family 45 member 2
Exons: 7
Coding region: 589-2184 (531 amino acids)
Biological process (GO): transmembrane transport
Cellular component (GO): membrane
Molecular function (GO): sucrose:proton symporter activity
Source: RefSeq, a predicted model, not a curated record